This is a messenger RNA of Rotaria sp. Silwood2, 2274 nucleotides long. Lineage: Eukaryota; Metazoa; Rotifera; Eurotatoria; Philodinida; Philodinidae. The record is from the annotation of a GenBank genome assembly.
AUGUCGACGUCAACUCUCAAUGAUAUGAACUUGAAUAAUCAAGGAAAACAACAAAAAUUUCUUAAUAAAUAUGAAUAUCAACUUCGAUGUAAGAAACUUGAUUUAAUAGCUUUACAUUUACCACAAGCAGAAGUAACUUAUUAUCGAUUUCAAGCUCAAUUCGAUUCUGAAUUAUCUUUGACGUGGAAAAACCAUCGUAACUUUGUUAAAGAUCAAGGAAUGACAACAUCAUUAAUUAGUUUACUCGAAAAACGUCUUACUAAUAUUACGAAUCGAUGGAGAGAUAUUUACAAUUAUCGAAUCGAUUAUUAUCUUCAAAAUGCUUAUGAUGAAUUCGAUCAUAUAAAUCAGGAUGAAAUAACACAAUAUGUUAAAAUUAUGUCACCUUCAUCUUCCAUCAUUAUCGAUGUACAACAUCCAUUCAAUGACAAACAACUACAAUUAUUAAGUCGUGGUCCAAGUUAUGCACCACCAUGUUUAAUAUAUACGUCAUUAUCAUAUGAAUCUAUGGGUGACAUUGUCAAGAAACAAUAUGCUCCAUUGAAACAUCAACUUAAUAACUUAUUUUUAAAAUAUAAACUUAAUUUAAAUUUACAAAUGGAAAUUCAUAAGAAAGUGUACGAUUUAUUUAAAGAUUUAUUUUCCAAAUCCAUUCCAUCGGAUCUCUCUCAACGUGCACAAUAUGAAAAAAAAUUAAUUGAAUCCAUUCGAAGUUCUCUCAAGAAACAUAAUAUUAUUUUACGAAGAACUGCUGAUAAUAUGAAUAUAUUCUACAUGGGAAAUAAGGAAGAAUUUGAAAAAAAAGCCGAUCGAUAUUUAUUAACAUCGGAAGAUUAUGAUAUUUUGUUUGAUGUCAAUAAUGUCAUUAAUGAAAAACCAUUGAAUGUUGCUAUAAAAGACAUGAUUGAAUCAAUGAAUUCUUUAUUAGAACAAUUAAAAACACAUAAAGCCAUUACCAUUGAUUUAUAUAAACAAUUCAUGGCUGAUCCAACGAAUAUCAAACUACCAUAUUUAUAUUUUCUACCAAAUGUAUCAAAUGAAAAUGUGAUGUCGUUACUACCUAUUGUUACAUCCCAAUAUAGUGCAACAUGGAAAAUAGCCAAAUAUUUAAAUAAACUAUUACGACCUUAUGUUGAUGGAGUAUUACGUUCAACUGCAUUUACUGAUGAAACUGAUUUUAUUCGAAAAUUAUAUCGUUAUGCAGCAAUUGAACGUCGUCUUCGUCCAUCGACUAUAUUUUGUACGAUUAAAAUAACCAACUUCUGUACAUUAGAUGAACAUAAAGAAAUGAUCGAUGUUAUUGGUUAUUUUUUACAAGAUAAUUUAGCUACGAACAAGCUUGAACCACUAACAAUUCAAACAAUUCGAAAUCUAUUACAUUUAUUUCUUCAUAACAAUAUUUUUUCAUAUAAGAAUAGUGUUUAUAAAUUCACCAAAGGAAGUCCAAACACAAUACCAUUAACAGAAACAUUAUCGAACAUUUAUUUAUUUGUCUGGCAAAAGAAAAUAUUGAAAGAAGUAAAUCAAAACAUUGAAUUAUUUGGAAGAUAUAAAGAUCAAAUAUUCUUUACAUGGAAUAAAUCAACUGCUAUAGCAUUGGAAACAUUUCUCGAAGAUCUUCGAGAAAAACAUCGAAAUGUUCGUUUUCAAAAAUUAAUUGGUCCAAGUGUUUCAUUUCUCAAUGCUUAUAUUGAAAAUCGACAUGGUCAAUUAUAUAGUCGGGUUCAUCAUGAUUUUAAUAUGCCACGUUAUAUAUUACCCUAUGUUAUCGGUCACACCAAAUUAUCAUAUAGUGAAUGGCUUUUCUUAGCUUUAAUUCGUGCUGUCUGUUAUUGUACAUCGGUGGAUGAUUUUCAACAAGAACGAGUUUAUCUUGAAAUAACUUAUCUUAUCAAUGGUUAUUCUGUAUUAUUUGUUGAAACUCAUGUGAAGCGUUUUUUUAAUUAUUUUUAUUCUGAAACAAUGCGUUUUUCAUAUAAUCAAAACAACUAUGAUAAAUUUCGUCAACAAUGCUUUAAAUUUGUUGAACAACGACAGGAAUUAUCACAACAGCUUCAAAAAUCAGAUGAUACCAAUUGUUUAUUUCAAUUCCAUUAUAUAUAUGAUUUUGGUCCCAAAUGUCGUUUUAAUCGAGAAUUUCGUCAACUUUGGCAUCAAUACUUUCAACAACAUCCAACUUUAUCAGAAGAAAAGUGCAAAAUUAUGUUGAAUGCUAAGAACUUUCAUUCCUUAAAUACUUUAUUAGGAAUGGACAAACCGUCCGUUACUCUAUGA